AUAUUAGGAAAAUAAAUUUUCAAGUUUGACCCUAGAAAUUCUAUUUCCUUCUAAGGCCGUCCAAUUUAAUUUGAAAACAUUGCCAAUGGGGGCCUAUAUAUAAACUAAUCUCAUUUCACCAUCUCCAUUUUUCUUCACAACGAUCAAAAUAUUUCUUCAAUUUUCAUUAAUGGAGUUCACUUCAUUUCUAUGUAUCAUUUGCAUUCUCAAUUUAAAUCAAUUUCUGAAAGCAGAAAAUCUUGAUGUAUACAUAGUCCAUGUUGAUCAUGCACAAAUAUCCAACGAUCUCGAAACGUUUUACGAUUCAUUCUUGCCGACGAAUACUAAUUUAGCAGCUGCCUCGACCAAUAGUACUAUUGACAAGCCAAGAAUAUUGUACCGCUACCGACAUGUUAUUUCCGGUUUCGCCGCCAAAUUAUCGGAAGCUGACGUGGAAGCAAUGCGGCAUAUGAAGGGUUUCGUCUCAGCCCGGCCCGAAAAGAUGUUGCCUCUACACACCACACAUUCUCCCAAUUUCUUGGGGUUGAACCAAAACACGGGCCUAUGGAAAAACUCGAACUAUGGCAAGGGAGUUAUCAUCGGUUUGGUGGACAUCGGAGUUGAGCCGAGCCACCCCUCGUUCUCCGACGCAGGGAUGCCGCCGCCGCCUGCGAAGUGGAAGGGCGAAUGCAAGUUCCGCGCCGGAAAGGGGGCAUGCAACAAGAAGCUCAUCGGAGCUAGAUUCCUCAUCGAUGAACUUUCGCCACUGACCGACGGCCACGGCAUGCACACCGCCAGCACCGCCGCCGGAAACUUUGUCGGUGGCGCCGGAUUCUUCGGCAACGCUAACGGCACUGCAGCCGGAGUCGCACCGCUCGCUCAUGUGGCAGUGUAUCAAGCGUGCAACGCCUACGGCUGCGGGGAGAGCUCCAUCGCCGCCGCCAUUGAUGCCGCCAUUGACGACGGCGUCGAUAUACUCUCGAUGUCAUUGGGAGAUCGAUUCUACCGCUAUUUCUCCGACGGUGUUCUCGCGAUCGGCGCUUACAGGGCCAUGCAGAGGGGUAUUAUCGUCAGCUGCUCCGCCGGAAAUGGCGGCAAGCGCGGUUUGGCAAACGGGGCCCCAUGGAUUAUGACCGUCGGAGCCAGCACCAUUGACCGGAAAAUAACGGCCACCGUAGUGCUCGGGAACGGCGAAGAAAUCGAGGGCGAAACCGGCAAGGGUUUCCCCUCGACCGGAAAGUUAGAGCUCGUUUACCCCUGGCCAUUUUAUCCCGGAGAUACCUCCAUUAGAGGAAAGAUGGUUGUGCGCGAAAAUCAAAAGGGAAAAUCGGACAGCGGACAAGUGGUUAAAGAUGCUGGUGGAGCGGCUAUGAUUCUAAUUAACACAUAUGAUCAAGGAGACACCACUUUCGAUGAUCCACACGUUCUCCCGGCGUUGCAAAUCGGUUACGCCGAUGGAUUGAAAAUAAUCGCAUACUUAAACUUGACUUCGAAUCCCACAGCCACAAUGUCGUUUAAAGGAACUGUUAUCGGUGGCGGUCGAGCUCCGGUAGUUGCUGCAUUUUCCUCCAGGGGUCCUAAUAAAGCGAGCCCUGGAAUUCUGAAGCCCGAUAUUAUUGGUCCUGGAGUUAACAUUCUUGCCGCUUGGCCCUUUUGUGUCGAAAAUAAAACCGACACAAAGUCAACAUUCAACAUAAUCUCGGGUACAUCAAUGUCAUGCCCGCAUCUCAGUGGGGUUGCAGCACUGCUUAGAAGCGCGCAUCCUGAUUGGUCGCCAGCAGCAAUAAAGUCUGCUAUUAUGACCACGGCAUAUCAAGAGAACCUCAAAGGCAAUCCGAUCGAGGAUGAAUCAUUGCAGCCCGCCAAUGUAUUUGCUAUUGGUUCGGGCCAUGUUAAUCCUUCACGGGCAAAUGAUCCGGGAUUGGUUUACGAUAUACUGCCUGAUGAUUAUCUUCAAUAUUUGUGUGGCUUGAAUUACCCUAACCAAGAAGUCAGCAUCCUUGUUGGACGCAAGGUGGAUUGCUCGAAAGAGAAGAGCAUUCCCGAGGCCCAAUUGAAUUAUCCAUCAUUUUCGAUAGUACUUGGAUCAACUCCUCAAACUUAUACGAGAACGUUGACGAAUGUUGGCAAGGCUAAUUCAUCGUAUGAUGUAAAGAUUGUUUCGCCCGAUGGUGUUAAUGUGAAAGUGGAACCUAAGAAACUCGUGUUUCCGAAGUUGGGCGAUAAAUCAAGCUAUAGUGUGACGUUCACGAGAACAACCAAAGGGGCGAUAAAUAGUACUACUCAAGGAUUUAUUAGGUGGUAUACUGCCGAUUACUCUGUUAGAAGUCCCAUAGCAGUUGUAUUUAAAGAUUGAAUUAUUUUCCAUAGUGUUGAAAUCUUUGGAUCGAAAUUUUCCAUGGAUAAUCUUCGAUCGACGGACAU
Erythranthe guttata (spotted monkey flower) is the source of this 2403-nucleotide messenger RNA. Lineage: Eukaryota; Viridiplantae; Streptophyta; Magnoliopsida; Lamiales; Phrymaceae. The record is from RefSeq and is a predicted model, not a curated record.